AUGGCUCUUACCGGCAGCUGUAUGUGUGGCGCUAUCGCUUACAAGAGCACCAGUGACCCUGAUGUUACUGCUCUAUGUCAUUGCACCGACUGCCAGAAAUGGACUGGUGGUGCCUUUACUUCCAACGCUGUAGUCCCCGAGGACUCCUUCAGCGUCACCAAGGGUACCCCCAAGCAGUACGACGUCACUGGCGCCUCUGGAAAAGUGAAUCAUCACUACUUCUGUGGUGAUUGCGGUUCAAGCUUGUUCACUCGCCUUGAUAUCAUGGAGGGCAAGAUCAUCAUCAAGGCUGGCGGCCUUGAUGAGGGCAAAGCGAAUUUGGAUAACAAGAUUGAUGUCGAAUUCUACACCCGCGACAGGGUCUCAUUCCUCAAAGAGACAGAGGGUGCUAAACAGGAACACCUAUUUGGCAACUAG
Fusarium venenatum is the source of this 417-nucleotide messenger RNA. The record is from RefSeq and is a predicted model, not a curated record. NCBI's taxonomy places the organism in Eukaryota, Fungi, Ascomycota, Sordariomycetes, Hypocreales, Nectriaceae.